CCGUUGUCUGUCAAUCUAAUGUCUAUUAGUUGAAUUCGACCAAUGGCGAAUGACUAAACAGUGUCGUCUCUCAAGGUGCGUGGUGUAUACGUUUUAUUUGGAUUUUUUUGUUGUUUAUUAUUAUUAUUAUUAUGGACAUUUAUAAUUUUCGUGUAAUCUGUCGUGAAAUAUUCUGAAACAUGACUGUUAAGUGUAUUGCUUGCAGUAGAAAAUACCUUAAAGGCAAUUUAGUAACUUUUUACAGUUUCCAGAUAUUAGAAUUAAGACAUUCAAAGAAACUAUAAAAACGCCUCUUAGAGCUACCAUAUGUCACUGAACAUAUGCGAUUUCCUGGAAAUUCUGAAUUGAAGAACAGUUGGAUACAGGCCCUAGGAAUAUACAGUAGAUUUUUAAAAAGUUAGAAUUUUUGUUUCUCCCUAUGGUAGAAUAUGUUUGAAAAAGGAAGCUAAACAUAUUUCUUUUGACAGAAAGGAGAAUGAUAAUUUAUUAGAUUCUCAGAAAAAAAGGUUCUGCAAGGUAAAUAUUCUUGAGAAUAUUUUGUUGGGUAGGAAUGAAAGUCCAAAACAAAAACCAUUCAAUAUCCUCUUUCUCAACAGAGUCCUAUUUUAACAUCUUCUAUGGAAUCAGCCAAUUUUACAAACAGAUUGCCCAAAUAGGAAUGACGGGAGAGAGCUGAGGGAUUCAAGAAAUUUAGUGACUAGUGUGCAUCAUAUUUAAACAUUAACAAAAUAAAUAAUCAUCAUGCCUAGUGUCCUAAAUUUAGUGAUUUUGCUUUUAAUAAACUUUACAAAUAUUAUCGCAUCUGAAGAAAAUCUGCCACCACCAUGUUUUAGUGAAGUAUAUUGCUAUGGGCGCCUUUUGGACACAGUUCAAAUGAGUAAUAUUUACAAAGAUUCCAAAACUUUCGUUGACAUGAAAAUGAAAUAUGGUCCCAAUGAAACCCUCAGACUCUUUGAUGAAUUCAUAGCUAACCAUCAGUUGAAACCAACCCCAGAAGAAGUUAUGAAUUUUUUAAAUACAAAUUUCGAUCCGGCUGGUAUGGAGUUCGAAGACUGGGUUCCGAGUGAUUGGGUGCCAACUCCCAAAUUUGUAGAUCUCAUUAAAGAUCCAAAAUACCAAGAUUGGGCUACGAAAUUAAAUGAUAUUUGGAAAAUUCUUGGAAGGAAAAUGAAAGCCGAGAUUAAGGAAAACAAGGACUACUACAGUAUUAUUUGGAUACCAAAUCCUGUGAUUGUUCCUGGUGGUCGAUUUAGGGAAUUUUAUUAUUGGGAUUCCUAUUGGAUAUUACAAGGCCUUUUACUUUCCGAAAUGCACAUUACUGUUAAGGGAAUGUUAGAAAACUUUUUAUAUAUUCUAAAUCAAUUUGGUCACAUCCCUAAUGGGGGUCGAAUAUAUUACUUAGCUCGAUCUCAGCCUCCUUUGCUUACUCCUAUGGUUAAACUGUAUUAUGAUUAUACAAAUGAUCUUGAAUUUGUUAAAGCCAGCAUAGAAACUUUAGAAAAAGAAUUCAACUUUUGGAUGAACAAUCAUACUAAAAUCGUUACGCUUAAUGAUGUCAAUUAUACAUUAGCUUUAUACGGUGACAGAUCGUCAGGACCUAGACCUGAAUCUUACACAGAUGACGUUAAAAGUGCCAGCAUAUUUGAAGAUAAUGAAGAAAAACAAGCGUUCUACUCAGAAUUAAAGGCUGGGGCUGAAUCUGGAUGGGAUUUUUCCAGUAGAUGGUUCGUUACUAACUCUACCAAUAAAGGAAAUUUAACUAGUAUUAAAACGAGGUCCAUAAUUCCUGUGGAUUUGAAUGCUAUGAUUUACUGGAAUGCUGAUCUUUUAUCUAAAUUUUAUGAACUACUUGGAAAUGAGAAAAAAUCCUCUGAAUAUAAUAAAAAGGCAACUGAAUGGCUGCAAGCUGUAGAAGCUGUAUUGUGGCACGAAGAUAUUGGUGCUUGGUUAGAUUAUGACAUUAUUAAUGAGGAGAAAAGAGAUUAUUUUUACCCGACCAACGUUUCACCAUUAUGGACAGGCUGUUUUAAUAAAACUAAUAAAGAAAAAACUAUUAAAAACGUUCUCAAAUAUCUUCAGAAUGAAAAUAUCAUGUAUCAAGGUGGUGUUCCCAGUAGCAUAGAACAAACUGGUGAACAAUGGGACUAUCCAAAUGCCUGGCCUCCUCUUCAACACAUGAUGAUUGUUGGAUUACAUAAUACUGGUGACGAAUUUGCCAUGAGAUUAGCCUACGAAAUUGCUGAACGAUGGGUUAGGACUAAUUAUCAGGCCUUUAACGAAAGUGGACAUAUGUUUGAAAAGUAUGAUGCAACGGUUCCUGGAGGUCACGGGGGAGGGGGUGAAUAUGAUGUGCAACUAGGUUUCGGGUGGACAAAUGGAGUUAUCAUGGAUCUCUUGAACCGUUAUGCUGACAAACUGUCUGCAGAAGAUACUCAACCAAUGGUUGAAAAUAUAGCAUCUACUUUAUAUAGUACACCAUCCUCCGGUAUUAGUUCUAUAACGACAGCUUUGAUAGCUUUACUGGUGUCGUUGACAGCAGGAUUUACAGGGGUGUUGCUUUACAAAAGAAGAACUCAGAAGCAAGUCCAACCGGUGGAAACUAAAAAAAGACCUUCUACGGCUAGAUAUACAGAACUGAAAAAUAUAUCGAAGUAUUCCAGGACUGCGAGGUAAAUAUAUCCGGAUAGUAACAGACAAAAUGAUUAAAAUAAAUGUAGAAAACGGCAAGAAUUUUUCUAUAAUAAAAAAUUGGUUACAAAAAAUAAGGUAAGAUGGAAUAAGUACACCGAAAGUUUCUGUUUGAUAGAUAUGACAUUAUAUUAUUGUAAAAAUAAAUUUAUAAUAAAUAAUUCGUUGCUCUUUGUAAAGUGAUAUUCCAUGAAUAGUUACACGCUUUAUCACAAGGGAACAAAAAAAUUAUAAUCUACUGUGAAUCAAAAAUAGGGCAGUCUACGGGUUAAAUAAUAAUCAUACUCUCCCUAUUCAUCCCGUUACCAGUGAAUUCAACCCCUGAAGUUGCUGAGCUUUGCCGUGGCGCUCCGGGGCGACUUAAAGAUGAUUGAUGCUGCCUUUUGACUUACAGGUGUGGAAAACAUCACCAACCAUCAUCGAAACGGUAAUGCAUGGCGAUUUGUAAUCUGGAUGCCAUGUCACCAGAAAGGAAAUUACUGCUAAUACGGCACACAUCAAAUCCUAUAACGAACCAUGCAAAGCAAUUAAAAAAUCACAUGGUCUGCUGUAGGAUUCGAAGCCGCUUGUCUUUCAACCACAAAAUUGCCUAUAAGUGAAUAUAAGCCUGUGAGACAACUGCGCUACCGAGCCGAUAAAGUGACAUUUCUUUCUAGACUAAUCAUGUCAAAUUUUUUAUAGCUAGUCGGUUUUUUACUAAAACAAAAUAUUUAAAUUAUAUGGAAAUAAUAUAAUUUUAACCCUUAUAAUAUUCAGAGUGAAAGAAAAGUCUGGAAAUGGCUAAUUUUCUCGAAGCGAUGAAACAUAAUUAACAGAAGUUUUUAGUACGUAAUGGAAUAUUAUUUAAAAAUUUCUGGUAUUUGAAAAGAUAACACUAUUUAAAUUCUAAAUGUUGUAGUAUAAGGUUUCAACUUAUCCCAUCUUACCUAAAGCAAAAUUACAGAAGAGUUAAAAUUUUUUAGAAAAAAAUUCAUGACAACUAAUUAAUUUUUAUUGUAGACAAUUUUCUGUUUUUUUCAGUUAGUCCAAGAGUAUUAUGGAAUUAAUAUUUUCUAGUUACAUUGAAUUUUUAUGAUUAGGUGCGUAAAAAAAUUCACAGUAUUUUGCUAUUUUCUUAAAAUCAAAUGUACAAUUUUAAGAAACGUGUUUUAAAUUAAAAUUUAAAAAAAUCAUCUACGGAUGCGCUUAAAUGCCACAAUUAUUAAUUUUGUUCAUUUGAUUAGAAAUUUAUAUUAUAAUGUAUUGUAUAAAAAGCUAUUCUGUGUUAUAAUAUUUACCUAUUUAUUUUUAAAAGUCUCUUUAUUGAUUUGAUAUACCUACUUUGCUAUUUAAGUCUUCCGCCAAUUUUCCUAAUAUCACAUUAUCUUUAUACAUUAAGCAUUCUCUCCUUAUCUUCAAUAAUGUCAUCUAAAAUUGGUGUGUCUAUGGACAUAUCCGCAAUCCACAAUAAUAAACGUAUUUGGCAUUUUUUGCGCCUAUAUUGAUAAUUUUUAAAAGUUUUUGAUACACAAACAAAAGUGGAUGUAUAAAUUUAAUAAAACUUUGUUUCAAAAAAAAAGAAAUUAUUGUUUCUUUAAAAAUGAUAUUGUUAAAAAGUCUUCGACGUUCGUGGAAAUAAUUAAUUUGUCUUAUUUUGAAAUAUGGGUGAUAUUUUUGGAAAACACUGAGGCCUUUUACCAGUUAUCGUAUACUAAAUAGCACUGCAAUCGUAUAAUUUGCAAGUGCGUAAAAUAAUGUCUAAUCAAUUUUGAUAAUAAAUUUAAAAUUUCAUGAGAAUACAUGCACUGAUUUGAAAAUGCUUUUAUCUUAAAUGUAUGAUGCGCAAAAAAAACAUUUUUUUGUAUGACAAAAUUAUUCUCUAAUUCGAGAUAGAUUUUAGGAUUUUUCUCAUAUAUGUCUAAUUUAGUAUGUGUUUGUUUUUAAAAAUAAUAAAAGUCUCGAAUAUACUCUUCCAAGACAGGAAACUUUGUAAAAUGAUUUGGUUUUGUGAUAUUGUAGAUGUAUCUUACAUUUAUGUUUAUUUUGAUUAUUUUUGUGAAAUAAUAUACAUUAUGGAAUAAAUUUAAAUAAAUACAAAAUGAA
Psylliodes chrysocephalus is the source of this 4770-nucleotide messenger RNA. The record is from the annotation of a GenBank genome assembly. NCBI's taxonomy places the organism in Eukaryota, Metazoa, Arthropoda, Insecta, Coleoptera, Chrysomelidae.